UGCCCCGCCCUCUGGUCGCCGGCGGUUGUUGUUCGGCGGCGGCGGCCGCAGCCUGGCUUGCAACCUCGGGCCGCCAGCCCGCCAGCCUACCGGCCGGUCCGCUCAGCCAUGGAGCUGGAGGUGCCGGACGAGGCGGAGAGCGCCGAGGCAGGUGCAGGGACCGUGGAGGCGGCCUGUGCCGAGGAGAGCGGGGAGGCGGCAGGUCUGGCCCCGAAGAAGACGGCCCCAACAGAGGCCCCGUCGGUGACUGGACAGCCGGGCCCUGGCCACGGGAAGAAGCUGGGUCAUCGGGGUGUGGACGCGUCCGGUGAAACCACAUACAAAAAGACCACAUCCUCCACCCUGAAGGGGGCCAUCCAGCUGGGCAUCGGCUACACCGUGGGCAACCUGAGCUCCAAGCCCGAGCGUGAUGUGCUCAUGCAGGACUUCUACGUGGUGGAGAGCAUCUUCUUCCCCAGUGAAGGCAGCAACCUCACGCCCGCCCACCACUUCCAGGACUUCAGGUUCAAGACCUACGCGCCCGUCGCCUUCCGCUACUUCCGGGAGCUCUUCGGGAUCCGCCCGGACGAUUACCUGUACUCACUGUGCAACGAGCCGCUGAUCGAGCUGUCCAACCCCGGCGCCAGCGGCUCCCUCUUCUACGUCACCAGUGACGACGAGUUCAUCAUCAAGACAGUGAUGCACAAGGAGGCCGAGUUCCUACAGAAGCUGCUGCCCGGCUACUACAUGAACCUCAACCAGAACCCGCGGACGCUGCUGCCCAAGUUCUACGGGCUGUACUGCGUGCAGUCGGGGGGCAAGAACAUCCGUGUGGUGGUGAUGAACAACAUCCUGCCGCGCGUGGUCAAGAUGCACCUCAAGUUCGACCUCAAGGGCUCCACGUACAAGCGGCGGGCCAGCAAGAAGGAGAAGGAGAAGAACGCCCCCACCUACAAGGACCUGGACUUCAUCCAGGACAUGCCCGAGGGACUCAUGCUGGAUGCGGACACCUUCUCUGCGCUGGUCAAGACGCUGCAGCGGGACUGCCUGGUGCUGGAGAGCUUCAAGAUCAUGGACUACAGCCUGCUGCUGGGCGUGCACAACCUCGACCAGCAGGAGCGGGAGCAGCGGGCCCAGGGCGCCCGGAGCACCGCGGACGAGAAGCGGCCGCUGGGCCAGAAGGCGCUCUACUCCACAGCCAUGGAGUCCAUCCAGGGUGGUGCCGCGCGCGGGGAGGCCGUUGAGGCGGAUGACACGAUGGGCGGGAUCCCUGCCGUGAACGGCCGCGGGGAGCGUCUGCUGCUGCACAUCGGCAUCAUCGACAUCCUGCAGUCCUACAGGUUCAUCAAGAAGCUGGAGCACACCUGGAAGGCUCUUGUCCACGACGGGGACACCGUCUCUGUCCACCGACCCAGCUUCUAUGCCGAGCGCUUCUUCAAGUUCAUGAGCAACACGGUCUUCCGGAAGAACUCCUCUCUGAAGUCGUCGCCAUCCAAGAAGGGCCGCGGUGCCUUGCUGGCCGUCAAGCCCCUGGGGCCCACGGCUGCCUUCUCGGCCAGCCAGAUCCCCUGCGAGCCGGAGGAUGUGCAGUACGACCUGCGGGGGGCCCGCAGCUACCCCACGCUGGAGGACGAAGGCCGGCCCGACCUCCUGCCCUGCACCCCGCCCUCCUUUGAGGAGGCCACCACGGCUUCCAUCGCCACGACCCUGUCCUCCACAUCCCUCUCCAUCCCGGAGCGCUCCCCCUCAGAGACGUCGGAGCAGCCCCGGUACCGGCGGCGCACGCAGUCCUCCGGGCAGGAUGGCCGGCCCCAGGGGGAGGCGCCCGCAGAGGACCUGCAGCAGGUCACGGCACAGGUGGAGCCCACAUGCAGCGUGGAGAUCGUGGUUCCCGAGGGGGACGCAGGUGCCGAGGCUUCCCUAGCCUGCGCAGCCACCAUGGAAGUGGAAACCACCAGCCAGGCCUCAGAGCCCGCCAGCCAGGCCUCGGACGAGGAGGAUGCACCCGCCACUGACAUUUACUUUCCCACCGAUGAGAGGAGCUGGGUUUACUCCCCGCUUCACUAUAGCGUGCAGGCCCACCUGGCCUCCGACGGCGAGAGCGACACCUAGUUUCUAUGCUGCCGCCCUGCUCGGUCCAGAGCCCGGGAGAAGCCCGCCUCGCCGCUGCCCGACCGCGCGCCCACGCCCUCCCCUCGCCACCGCCGGGCUGCAGAGCGACGGGCGCGCGCCCGGCCCCAGCUUCCCUCGACUACCUAGCCUGUGAUACUGUGAACCUUCGUGAGUUUCCAGUCACGUAUUUAUUUCGGGUCCUUACUCUUUGCACAGAGACAGCAGCACACAAGUGCUUUUUUAGAAAAGGAAAAAGGAAAAAAAAAUAUCAGGAAAGAAGAAAGAAACUCCAUUCCACUGUGCUUGUCGGCUCUUUGCUGCGCCUGCACGUGCGGAGCGGGGGGACCAAGGCCUGUGGGCCGUGAGGGCCUGCCCGGUUCACCCACCCUGCCCUCCACCGCGGACAAGCGCCCUGGAGGGAGAGUUCCCGGGGCACGUGCGGAGACUGCCCGGCAGACGGCCUCGGCUCGGGCUUGUGGGCUGGGCACCAGACAUCCCCCUCAGGUGCAGCUGGCUGGGGGCCUUUGGGCAGCUGCCCACCCUGCUGGCCCCUGUGAUCUCUCAGCAUCUGUCUCCCACCAUCGCCACCUCCCAGGUGACUUGUGAGCGGGAGCUGCCAGGUGGACGUGGCCACCCCCUCUCCCUGGAGCCCAGGCUGUGGACUUCCCCCAAGUGGACCGCUCAGUAUCCAGAGGGGGCCCAGCCAAGGGAGGGGGCGGCCGGGCCACAGACCAUGGGGCCUCCAGAGAGCAGACGCCCCCGUGAGCGCCCCCAGGACUGUGGCAGGCAUCUGCUCUUUUUCAAGUGAUGGUGACUCUUGUGCCAGGGAAAGGCCGGGAGGAGAUAUUCAUGAAACAUGCUUUUUUUUGGGUUUGUCAUAUUCAACAGUGACAGCCACCCUGUGCCCAUUGCCCCAUGGGGUGGCCGCCAGGGCCCCGCCGUGUCCAGAGGCUUCGCAGGGGCUCUGCUGCCUGCACAGAGCCGCAGGCCCACCUCCAGAGAGGUGACUUGCAGUGAUUUCCCCUGCCCGCUCUGUGGACCACCACGGGGGUAGGGCGCCCGGGCAUUGCUGCAGUGGAGGCCGCAUCCUCUGCGAAAAUUCCUCCCCAGCCCCUGUUCUCCAGUGAGCCCCAGGGAGCUGGGAAGGCCACUGGCCCAGGCAUGGGAGAUGUUGAGUCUGCCGCAAGCUGCACACAUGCUGCUCUGCCCCAGGAGAUCUGCUGGCCUGGCUGCGUCCUUUCCCCUGGAGAACCAGGCUGCUUGUGGGCAGGGCUGCCGGGACGCCAGCACAUGGCCCCAGGGAGGUGCCCCGAGGACCCUCAGAAUGACCCUGCAGGCGUCCAGACUAGCAAAGCCUUGUCCCCUCCCUCCUGCCGAGGAGCAUUUGUCCAGACCCCGGGAAGCAUCCUGGCCUGCAUUUCAGACGGCCUCUGUGGGCAGGCACCCCAGCCACACGGCCCUGAGCUGCUAGUCUGUCCCUGCCUGUUCCCACCAGCAGGGAGUGGUCUGAGCAGGCAGAGGUCAAGGAGAAUCUGGGACCUCCGUGACUAGCAGGGUGGCUGUGCCACCUAUAUGCUGAUGUUGGCUGGCACCAGGGACUUGGUGUGCCCAUGGGGAUGACCAGAGCCGCAGGCAGGCAUGGUCCUGAGGCUGUGGGACCCCCGCCUAGGGUGCCCUCAGCCACCUGCAGCUUCAAGAGCGAAGAGAAGAGCUGCCUGCGAAGUCCAUCAGCCCUUCCUGAGUGAACCAUGGAAAAAAGGCGUCAAUUGGAUACUGACCUGUAGGAGAAAUGUGCAAACCUGGAUGUUACAGCGUUUCUGUGCUUGUAUUCAGUCACCCAGACCCUUUUGAGGACCUGUUGUGUGUUGGCUGCAUUCUUUGUCCCUUUUCAGAGAUCUGUCACAUGGAUGCUAAGUGGUCCACAAACUGUGCCGAUGGGAGGUGUUUGCUCAUUUUCCAGGCAGGGCGAGAAGGCCAGACCUUAUUUAUAAUGUGUUAGCGAAUUCAUGGCCUUCCCCGGGUCCUGGGUGAGGAAGGCAGGGGCCCACCCAGCUGCUGCUGCCCCCGGGAUAGAAGUCUGUACAUUCCCUGGUGACUCAUCUCUGGCUGUGGUCACCCAGAACAUGAGCAGGGUCUGGACUGUUGUGCUGCCCUCCAUCCUCUGCCUCCUCACCACCCUGGCCUCGGCUACCCAGCUCAGUGCAAUACCCCCGUCCCCCAUGGGGUCCUUUGCCAUGGUACUGCCACCGCAGCCCCCUCAGUCCCUGCCCCAGGACAAGUGUCCUCCACCAUCUUUCUCUGGGGGACCAAUUGCAUUGCCUGCCCCACCCCGAUCUCGUUUUUAUGGCCGAAUUGAUUUCAAAACACAACAAGACUGCAAACAUUGUGUGUCUUACUUCUCCCUGGGGGUCACGCGUGCUCAGCCCCGUGGUCUGGUAUGUGACAAUCCAGAGCCUGGCCUCUUUGGCCACAGGAUGCCGGCUCGCUCAAACCCAGAGCCGGGGUGCCUCCCUAACCGUGCAGCCCCUGCUGGCCCCAGUAGCACUUGAAUGCAGCCUCAGACCUCUGCCCCCAACCCCCUCCCUCUUUUUACGUUGAGGAGACCUCUCUAAUAAAUCGGUUAAUAAGCAUCAGUCCA
Manis pentadactyla (Chinese pangolin) is the source of this 4729-nucleotide messenger RNA. RefSeq names its product phosphatidylinositol-4-phosphate 5-kinase type 1 gamma (gene PIP5K1C). NCBI's taxonomy places the organism in Eukaryota, Metazoa, Chordata, Mammalia, Pholidota, Manidae. Gene Ontology annotation, biological process: phosphatidylinositol metabolic process. Gene Ontology annotation, molecular function: phosphatidylinositol kinase activity. The transcript is spliced from 18 exons. The record is from RefSeq and is a predicted model, not a curated record. Bases 109 to 2091 code for a protein of 660 amino acids.